Molecule: messenger RNA, 2067 nt
Organism: Trichoderma atroviride IMI 206040
Lineage: Eukaryota; Fungi; Ascomycota; Sordariomycetes; Hypocreales; Hypocreaceae
Source: RefSeq, a predicted model, not a curated record
AUGAUAUCAGACAUCAAGUUGACUCUUGCUUUAGCUGUAGCACAGAUACCGCUUAGCGGUGCUGCCACCGCAACUCUCCGGCCAUGGAAGUUCUCCCCGCUGCCCCUCGGCUCGGUCAAGCCUGGCGGAUGGAUGCUCGGUGAGAUGACGGCCAUGGCGAAUGGGCUCGCGGGCCAUGAGCACGACUUUUACGUCUACGUCAGCGAGUCCAGCUGGCUGAACACGCCUGGCAGCGGCGGGACCGAGUACAGCUCUCUCAACGAGGGCCUGCCGUACUGGUUCAACGGCCUCGUGCCGCUGGCGUACCAGCUCGACGACGAGAGGCUCAAGGCGCAGGUCCAGGACGUGGCCAACACCGUGCUGGGAUUCCAGGCCACCGACGGCUGGAUCGGGCCAGAGGUUGGCGGUGCGAGAAACUUUUGGGCGCGGACGCCCUUCUUUCUCGGGCUGACGCAGCUCGUCGAGGCGGACAGCUCGUGGGAAGAGCAGGUUGUCACGGCGCUUCGCCGCUUCAUGACGCUGGCGAACAAGAUGCUGCACAACAACAGCCAGGGCUUCGUCAACUGCGCCAGCAACGUGGACUGCACGUGGGGACAGGCGCGCGUGCAUGAUCUGAUCAUCACCAUCCAGUGGCUGCUGGAGAAGUAUCCCUCUGACCAGGACUCCCUGCUGUGGGACAACAUGAAUCUGUUUUACUCGCAGACGAAUUACAAGUGGGCGGAUUGGUACACCGAAGGCGUGUUUGAGGAGGAAGUGGACCCUACGAAUUCCUCCAACUUUGUUUGGAUCCACGGCGUCAAUGUUGGCCAAGGCCUCAAGGCGUCCUCUGUCAUCUACAGAAUGACUGGAGACGACGAGAUGGUCGCCAAGAGCCAGAACGCCGUGGACUGGAGCUUCCAGUACCACGGCUCGGCCUCUGGGUCCAUCCUCGCAGACGAGAGAGAGCGUGACCUGUCGUCUUACAUGGGCAGCGAGCUCUGCACAGCCGUAGAGACGGCCUACUCGCUGGCCUACAUGUACCAGGUUCUCGGUGACAACGGCUACGCUGAUCGUGCCGAGAGAACCAUCUUCAACGCUCUCCCCGUCAUGCUGACCGGCGACAAAUGGGCUCACCAGUACAUGGACAGCCCGAACCAGCCGUUUGCCCUCAGCACCAUCCGGCCCGACGGCAGCGUGCCGCAGGUGUUUACGACGGCAAACAGCGGCGUGGCCACGACGUUUGGCAUGGAGCCGCUGUAUCCGUGCUGCACCGUGAACCAUCCCCAGGGAUAUCCCAAGUUUGUGGCCAACAGCUGGGUGCUGCACAACGGCGGCUUGGCACACGCUUUGCUGAGUCCCUCGACUGUGACGACUAUUGUCAACGGAGGCUCGGUAACGGUCGAGUGUGACACCAACUAUCCCUUUAGCAACGUCCUCACAUACUCUGUUGAUGCCGACAAGCCCUUCACUCUGUACCUGCGCAUGCCAGAGUGGGCGGACGGCCAAAUGUCGACCCUGACCCAGUCCGGCGCGUCUUCGUCUCGCCUGACUGUCGACGCCGACGAGGCCACCGGCAUGACCAGGAUCAACCUGAACGCCGGCAAGACCACAAUCACGUACGUCAUCAUCGCCGGCGUCAGGACCGAGGAGCGGCCCAACAACAGCGUGGCCGUCUUCUUCGGCAACCUGCUCUACGCGCUGGACGUUGGCUACGCCGAGAACUCGACGCUGCCGCACGCCUACUACGACCCCAACGGCCCCGGCAUCUCGGGCCUGCCCUUUUCGCAGCUGCGCGACUGGUACAUUGAGAGCACCAAGCCGUGGAACGUGGCCAUUGACCCGUCGACGAUUAAAUACCACGGCGUUAGUAGUAGUGCGACCCUGCCGGACCCGGUCUUCGAGAUGGGCGCGCCGCCAAACUACAUGACGGUCUCUGGCUGCCAGAUCAACUGGCCGCUGUAUCUCGGCGUCACGCCGGAUGUGCCGCCGCUGCAGAGGACGUGCGUGGGGCCGAAGAAGACGUUUAGGCUGGUGCCGUAUGGAGGCGCAAAGGUGCACAUGGCGGAUUUGCCGACGGUGGAGUUUUGA